AUGGCAUGCCAACAACAUCAUAUAAUAGAACAACAAAGGUACGAGGCAGAGAUAUUCAAAGGAGAAGCAAUAUGCAAGCAAAAAACAACGCUUCUCCUGGAUGAAAUUUCCCUUCCAAGAGGCUUGCUUCCAUUAGACAACAUUAUAGAAAUGGGUUACAAUCGUGUCACAGGUUUCGUGUGGCUUAAGCAAAGAGAAAAGAAGGUGCACCGGUACAAUGCCAUCGGUCGCACCGUUUCGUUUGAAACAGAAGUCACUGCCUUCGUGGAGGAACACCAGAUGUUAAGACUUACAGGUGUUAAGACCAAAGAAUUGUUCAUAUGGCUUCCUGUGACAGAUAUCUUCAUUGAUGAUCCUUCUUCUGAUAAGAUCUCCUUUGCCAAUUCCUCCGGGAUUGCUAGGUCAUUUCCUCUAUCGGCAUUCUCUCUCCAACAAGAACAUACACCGCAACAAAAUUAA
Messenger RNA from Vicia faba (fava bean), 459 nucleotides. The record is from the annotation of a GenBank genome assembly. NCBI's taxonomy places the organism in Eukaryota, Viridiplantae, Streptophyta, Magnoliopsida, Fabales, Fabaceae.